AUGCCGGCGGACGUAGCACCGGGAACAACAUAUUUGCCUUCGGUUGGGCUACUUUAUAUUUUCAACUUGAUAGUUGGUACAGGUGCUUUAGCUCUGCCUAAAGCAUUCCAAACUGCCGGAUGGGGUUUGAGUAUUGUUGUUCUAGCUGUUUCAGCUCUUAUCAGUUAUGUCGCCGCUACUUUUGUUAUUGAGGCUUUGUCUGUUGCAAAUGCUGUCCAUGCGAAGACAACCCGACGCUCCUCGACUACUGAUUAUGAUGAUGUUUCCGUAAGUGAAGGAGGACCAUCGUCCUUCGAGAUCGUACAACGUUUCGAAGUGAGUCAAAUGGCUAGCAUGUUCUUAGGUCCAAAAGCCGUUUUCUUCUCACAUCUCUUCAUGAAUGUUUAUUUAUUUGGAGAUUUGGCUAUCUAUUCCACAACUGUACCAAAGUCAGCAAUGAACAUUCUGUGUUCGGGAUUCAAUGCGUCCCUUGUCACCUCUCAAGAUCCAUGUUGGGCACACUUUCCUCUCUUCUUCACCAGAAUGAAUGUUUAUCGGAUUUGUGUGAUAGGCUUCAUCAUUGCUUGUUUACCUAUGGUUCUUGCUGGAAUUACGAAGACGAAGUAUCUGCAAUUGGCAACAACACUCUCGCGCUGGUCCGCUUUUAUUCUUAUGAUUUGCCUUGCUACUUCUCAGCUAAUCAGUGACGGCCCCGGAGGAAAGCCUCCUGCUGCUAACGUUCACGGAUUUGGAUCUCUCUUCGGAUGUGCAGUUUAUGCCUUCAUGUGUCAUCAUAGUAUUCCAGGACUUGUUACUCCUAUGAGCUCAAAAGCUGGAAUUUUCGGGAAGCUCAGCAUGAUCUAUAUGGUAGUUUUAAUGUUCUAUUUCACCUUAUCACUAACAGGUGCAUUCACCUUCGAACAUGUGCAGGAUAUUUACACUCUCAAUUUCUGGCACGAUGACUACACCUCAGCAUUCUAUCUUGUGAUUGAUUACUUCUUAGCCUUGUUUCCUGUUUUCACCCUCACAACUAAUUAUCCUAUCGUUGCUAUCACUUUAAUUAAUAAUGUUAAAGUUGUGAAAGAUAUGUUCUAUCCUCAGGGUAGUGGAAGUACACUCUCUGAAGAAGAAACUUUGCUAUCAGAUGAUGAUGAAGUAGCUCCGAGACCACGUAGCUCUAGUCUUCGAUCCGAAACUAGAACUCCUUCGGAUAUCCUCAUACCUCUGAUUGUUAUCGGUCUACCUACUUUGAUUAGCUUAGCUACUGAUAAUGUUCUGCUCUUGGCUGCAGCAACUGGAAGUUAUCCUGGUGUUGGAGUUCAAUUCAUCAUUCCAUGCUUACUGGUGCUGAGUGCACGCAAAAUAGCAAAGUCCCAAUUGAAUUUCCCCGUUCCUAAGAAGAACGCUAGUCCUUUCCAAUCCGAUGCAUGGCCCAUUUUUAUGUUCCUCUGGGCAAUAUUUUCCAUACUCAUGGUGACUUUUAAUUUGAUUGGUGUGCAGUUUUAA
Messenger RNA from Auanema sp. JU1783, 1485 nucleotides. The record is from the annotation of a GenBank genome assembly. Lineage: Eukaryota; Metazoa; Nematoda; Chromadorea; Rhabditida; Rhabditidae.